AUGAAGCCAGCAAAAGUGAAAAUUAAGGAUCAACCACAAAAUUCCUCAUUUAAUGAAAAGAGGAAAAGUAAACAGGGCUAUGAACCUGGGCAUAUGCUUUUAUUGCCUUCAGUUCCAACAGAAUCUGUUGCACAGUACUCUUUAGCCCUUCCAUCAACAAAUAAAGAUAGAUCGCUAGAUGAAAUGGACGUGCUUAAGAAUAUCACUGUGCAUCUAAAUGAGAAGGAAGAACAUGAAGAUAUGACUACUUUCCUGAUAUGUUGUUCACAAGUCAGUAACCAGUUAGACUGUGCACUUCGUGAAGAAAAACAAAUAUUAGAGUCAUUGCUUCAGUGGUUUGAAAAGGAGGUCCAUGAGAUGGAAGAGAUAGGCGAGGAAGAACUUAUUCCAGAUUGGCAAGUUCCGGUAGCUGAUAAAAACAUAUCAAAUAACAUUAAUAAAUUAAUGAACCGCAUCCAAAAGCUUGAAGAUUUGAAAGGCCGUAUUCAAGAACUGCCCAAGCUUAUCCAGCUUUCUGCUCCGAAACAUGAAAAGAAAAAACCAUUAGGCCCUGUGGCUCCUGCUCCAAAAGACCCAAAACAUAUUCUUGAAGAACUUGCUAUGAAACAUGCAACUGAGGAUGUAAUGAAUAUGGUACAAGUUUUCCAAGAUGAUACAGGCCAACAAACAAUGGACUCAAUGAAUAAUCGCAUCCUAGAAAUAAUGAAAGUAUUUGAAAGACAGACAAACAAGUUACACAGAGUUUCAAAUGAACAGGAUGUGCUGGAAGGUAAAUUACAGAAGAUUCAACAAGAAUUUCGAAAGCUUGCAGAAGAGAAGGAGAUAAUGGAGGAUGAACUUCAAAAGAUGAAAGGUUCAGAGCAAGAAAAAGGAGCGCAAGAUACAAGGAAAAAAAUGUUAUCAAAACUGGAAAAAGAAAAAGAAAAAGUUGAAGAAAAACCACCUCAUGUAAUUGUAGAAAAACCAACUCCCAUUCCUUUAAAGCACAAAGACGCUGAAAACCAAAAAGUGAAAGAAGAACUAGCUAAAGCUCAGGCAAGUAUUCAGACUCUUGAACAAGAGAAGAAAAUGCUUGAAGAGAAACUACAGAAAGCUUUAGAGGAAGCAGAGAUGGCUAAGAUUCAUCUUGCUGAAGUACCUCCAACUAUUCCAGAUUGGCAAUUCCCUCAUAUAGAAAUUGAAGAUGAAAAAGAUGUACAGAAGAAAGGCAAAAAAGGAACAAAACCUAAAGGAACAGAUGUACAAAAAAUGGCUGUCAGUGGACCUGACACAGGAAAAGCAGGAGAAACAUUUCCAGCAAAAGAUGUGAAACAGGAAGGUCAGGAAAAAGAAUCUGAAAAAAGGAUGGAAGAAUCACGGAAAACAAAAGCAGGGAAAUCAGAAGGAGCUGAUUCCAAAACUGUGAAAGCCAAAGAUUCUGCAGAAAUAAGAAAACGACGUCAAGCAACAAAAGGUGCGGAGAAAAAAACAUAUGACAGUCCUGUUUCAAAACUCCCACCAUCACCUCCAAUUGAAGAAAAGCGGUUGCCUGCUUUAACAAAAGUUGUGGAAGAAACUGUGUCAGAAACCUUAGAUAAGUCUCCUGAGGAAGUGCUUCCACCUGACUCAAAAAAAAGAAAAACCACCUCUCCUGAACUUAACGUCCCAGAAGAGACAACAAGUUUGCCCACGAGUGAGCAGGAAGCUUCAUCGCUUCUUUCAGAAAUCAAAAUGGAAGAUGCAGCUCAACCUAAGACUAUUAUGAGAGAUACUGAAAGGAUACCAGCAGCUAUCAGUCCAGAACAGGCUUCCACUUUACAAAAAGAAAUCCCACAAACGGACAUAGAUUCUUCAGGUAUUGAAGAGGCUGGAACUAAGAAUUUGAUUAAUAAAAAGAUGGAUCAGCUUGCAAACAAUUUGGCAGAGCUGAAAGGAGUUCCUGAAGCAGAAACUUUAGCCAAACUUUUGCUAGAGCCUGGCAAAGGCAUGGAAUUAUUAUCAGAUGAACAAAGACUUCAGUUACUAAAUCAGCUGAUACCUCCAGAUGGACUCCAGCCACUUGGUAAACCAGAAGAAGAACAAACAGAACAGAAAAGGCAGCUACUGUCAAAAGUAGUAUCAACUCUCCAGCUUCUACAGCAAGCACAUGUUUCUGAAGAUGGCUUAUCAGAGGAAGAAAUGAAUGAGAUGGCAGACAAAAAAAGAGCCUUACUUGCAAAUCUGGACUCAAAUCUUAAGCUUCUUCAACCAGCAGAAGCUGUUAGACCAAGGCAACAAGACAUUGACAAUGAGAUUAACAAGCUGUCAGAAAAAGGAAGCCAUUUGCGUGCAACCUUGGAAUCAAAUAUGAGAGAUUUGGAAGAAGCGCAAGCUCUUGCAGCUACCGAGCCAUCAGAAAUGAAUGAGAAUAAAGUGAAGGAGUUACUACAACAAAGAGAACUGUUGACUGCAGAUUUAGAGCAGAAUAUGCAGGACCUGCAAACUACAAAAGCUCUUGCAGCUGUCUUAGAAGAAAAAGCUAAGCCUGAGCAAAGACUUCAGGAACUUUCUGAGCUAAGACAACAUUUGGCUGAAGAGCUAAAGGAUCUAAAGGAAACUAUGCAAGAUAUGGAAGAAAUAGAGCUUCAGGCUUCACAAAGAGCUUUGUUUCUAAUGCCCAGUGAAAAGGGAUUAAAUGAAUUGUAUGAGCUAACUGAAAAGAAGCAACUGUUACUAGAGAAGUUGGCAUCUACUAAGAAAGAACUACAAGAAGCUCAGGAACUUGCAGCUACUCAACCAGGGAGUGUUAGUGAGCAUAAGCUGCAGGAGUUAGCUGAACAAAAAAUACAUCUGACUGCAGAUCUUGAGGCAACUUUGGAUGGUAUACAAAAUGUAUAUCGUCGUGCUUCAGAAAGAACUGUGUUUGUACGACCUACUGAAAGAAAAGUAUAUGAACUAUCAGAGAAGAAACAAGAGUUAUUGGAAAAGUUGGAAUCUAAUCGGAAGCAGCUAGAAGCGGCUCAUGCACUUGCCAUUGCUCAACCUGGCAGUAUCAGUGAUCAUAAGCUGCAAGAGCUAGUUGAACAAAGAAGAUGCUUAACUGCAGAACUAGAUUCAACUGUGCAUGAGAUGCAAGAAGCACAGGAUAGUGUCUCAGAAGGAUUUGCAUUUAUUGCUGGUAAGGAAUUAUAUGAGCUGUCUGCAAAGAAGCAAGAGUUACAGCAAAAGUUGGAAUCUAAUCAGAAGGAGCUACUAGAAGCCCAGGCUCUUGCAGUUGCCGAGCCAGGCAGUAUCAGUGAGACUAAACUACAGGAGCUAGCUGAGCAAAAAGAACUCUUGUCUAAAGAACUAGAGGAAACAGUACGUGAUAUAGAAGAAGCAAAGGAUCGUGUUUCAGAAAGAGCUCUAGCUGGAAAACCUCCUGAAAUGGAAUUGUACGGUUUAUCAGUGAAGAAGGAAAUGUUGCAGGAAAUGUUGGAAGCCAACCAGAAAGAGCUAGAAGAAGCCCUGGCUCUUGCAGCUGCUGAACCAGGCAGUGUCAGUGAGCAUAAACUACAGGAGCUUGCUGAACAAAGAAAAAAACUGACUGCAGAACUAAAAGCAACAGUAUACAAUAUAAAAAAAGCACAACGCCGUGCAUCACAAAGAUCUGCACUUGAACCACCUGCAGAAAGAGAAUUAUUUGAACUAGCUGUUAAGAAGCAGCUUUUACAGGCCGACUUGGAAUCCAAUUGGAAAGAGCUACAGGAAGCUCAGGCUCUUGCAGUUACUGAACCAGGCAGUAUCAGUGAACAUAAACUACAGCAGCUCACUGAGGAAACAAGACUCCUGACUCUAGAUCUAAUGGAAACUAUGAACAAUAUGCAAAAUGUUGAACGCCGUGCUUCAGAAAGGGCACUGAUUGAAACACCCACUGGAAGGAAGUUCUAUGAUCUCUUGGAGAAGAAGCAACAGUUGGAGGCAAAUUUGGAAUCCAACUGGGAAAAGCUACAAGAAGUUGAGGCUCUUGCAGCUACCCAGCCAGGAAUUAUCAGUGAGCGUAAACUAGAGGAACUGGCUGAAGAAAGAAAGCGUUUGACUAAAGAACUAGAUGCAACUGCAGAAGAUAUAUUGGAAGCUCAUCGCCAGGCUUCAGAAAAAGCUCUGUUUAGGAAACCUGCUGAAAAAGAUUUAUAUGCACUGUCAGAGAAGAAACAAAUGUUACUUGAAAAUUUGAAAGGGCUGCAAGAAGCUCAGGCUCUUGCAGCAACCCAAUCUGGCAUUGUUGGUGAGGAGAAACGGAAGCAGCUUGCUGAGCAAAAACAACGUUUGGCUGCCGAUCUAGAGGCAACUAUGCAUGAUAUACAAAAGGCACAGCGUCAUGUUUCAGCAGUGCCUACAACUAUGUCACCUAGUGAAAAUGAAUUAUAUGAACUAUCGGAGAAGAAAUCUCUGAUACUGGAAAAUUUGGCAUUCAAUCGGAAACAGCUGCAGGAAGCUCAGGCACUUGCUGCUUUGCAUCCAGGCACUGUCAGUGACCAUAAAUUAGAAGAAUUAGCUCAAGAAAGAAAGCGUUUGACUGAAGAUCUAAGAGAAGCUGUGCAGAGUCUACAUGAAAUACAGCGGCGUUCUUCACAAAAAGGACAGAUUGAUUCUGUUGAAGAAGAAUUAGAAGAAUUGGCUAUGAAGAAGAAACAGUUGCUGCAAAAGUUGGAAUCCAAUCAGAAAUUACUAGAAGAAGCUGAAGUUCUUGAAGCUACUCAGCCAGGCACAAUCACUAAGAAUAAACUAAAGGAGGUAGCUGAGGAAAGAAAACGUUUGACUGAAGAACUAGAAGAAAUUCUACACAAGAUGUUACUGAAAGAAGUACAGCAUCAUGUUUCAAAACCAACUGAAAAGGAGUUAUAUAAACUGUCAGAGUGGAAGCAACAUUUAUUGGACAAUUUGGAAUCCAACAUGAAAGAGCUAGAAGAAGCUUUGGCUCUUGCAGCUACCCGACCAGAUAAUCUAUUAGAGAAGUUAAAUGAGGAAAGAAGAACUUUGAUUAAAAACCUGGAAAAAGUUGUGGAAGAUUCACAGAAAAUGAAAUCUCGUCUUUUUGAGACAGGUGGAGUAAUAAAACCCAUUGAAAGGGAUUUAAGUCAUCUUUUACAGAAGAAAAAACUGUUUUUGGAACGCUUGGACUCAAAUCUCAAAAACUGGCUAGAAGCACAAAAACUUGCAGCUACUCAACCAAGCAGUACCAAUGAGAAAAAAUUUAAACACCUCACUGAAGAAAGAAGGCUUUUGGCUGCAGGCCUGGAAGCAGUUAUUCAAGAUAUACAAAAUAUACAGGAUGCUGAUCCAGAAAAACAAAUAAAAGCCAGAGAAAUGGCCUUGAAACAACUAUAUGAAAAAAAGAGAGUGUUUUUGGAAAAUUUGAAAACAAAUUUUAAAGAACUGCGAGAAGCCCAGGCUCUUGCAGCUGCCGAGCCAGGUGGUAUCAGUGAGCUAAAGGUACAAGAGCUAAUUCACCAAAGAAGACUUUUGACUGUAGGUUUAGAUGCAAUUAUGCAAAGCAUGGAAGAGAUAGAAAAUCUAAUUGCAGGCAAUGUGGAAAUAGCAAAACCCAGUGAAAUUGAAUUAGACAAAAUAUAUGAGAAAAGAACAUUGCUUUUGGAAAAUAUGGAAUUAAAUCUGCAAGAGCUGAAAGACCUUGCAAAAGAUGAAGUGAGUGAGAAGAAAAUACAGGUGAUACGUGAGAAAAGAAACCGUUUGGUUUCUAGUUUUGAGGCAAUUCUUCAAAAUAUGGAAGAAGCACUUAGUUUAGACCAAAAAGCAAGGACAAGACCUGAUGAGAGAAAUAUAAGUGAUCUCAUAGAACUUUCCAAUCUAGAAUCAAAACUGGAUGAGAUGCAAAAUUUAGGAGUUUUUUCAAGCUUUCAACUGGAUAAUAUAAGAAAAAAAAUGUACAAACUAAAAGAACAAAAAAAGAAAUUGAUUAGUAAAUGGGAAAAACAGUUUCUAAAAGAGUAUCCAGAAGGGUAUAUACCUGAACCCACCAGAAAAGUCAAAACACCCAAAGAAUUAGCUGGAAAAGGUUUGUUCUCAUAUUUGCAAUCAAGUAUCAAAGAUCUGCAAGGCAUUAUUCGGCAAGGUAGCGUGUCUGAUGAAGAAUUGGAUAAGCUAGCAGAAGAAAAAAAAAUUGUGGACAGAUAUUUUGAAGAAGUUCCAAUAGAAUUCCUGCCUUCAGAUGUUGCUUCUUUAAGUACACAACAUGAGGAUGAGAAAACGUUAAAAAGAAGGGCUUUGGCUGCAAAAUUGGAGGCAAAUAUAAGAGAUCUUCAAUCUGCUCUUCAAGUAGAUAAAUUAGAAAAACCUAGAUUUGAGCGUGAGUGCAGAGUAAAGGCAAAUUAUAUAGCAGACACAUCUUUUGCUCAAAAAAUUGUGAAUUACACAGUCUUUUGUCCAUGGCUUUUUUCCAGCUGGAACUCACCAGAACCCUUCUGGCCCCUCCCAGUUCUGACCCCUCCCAGGUGUGCGCCAUUGCCUUUAUUACCGAAAAGCGUUUUACGAACAACUGGCAAACGGAAAAUUAGUUUACCUGAGCCAUCAGAUCAGCAGGAAUUGAGACCACAACUUUCAGGGCUGCAGAUACACAUAAGUAAAGUACCUGGUAAGUACAAAACGUGUUAUCUAAAGUAUCGUGUGUGCUUCCAAGGAUGCCCCUUAUACUGUGCAUUAUUUGAUAUGGUUGCUGAGGACCUGAAUGGGUUGGGUUAUGACCCUUGUCACGUGACGGUGGCAGGAGAGCAAAGAACCCUGGGGACUCUAAUCUUCUCUCAGCUAAGUGUUUUUAUCUUCAACAACACUUUAUUUCUACAGUCAUACCUCGGUUUAAGUACGCCCCGGUUUGAGUAUUUUCAGUUUAAGUACUCCGCGGACCUGUCUGGAACGGAUUCCCCCAUUGCGCAAUGGGAACAUAUAGUGGCUAACAGAAUCAAGCCUAGCAGCAAAACAGUAUAUGCAGGAUACGAUACGAAAGUCCAGGAGGAGCAAGACCAACUUCUAAAGAAGGACAUAGAACUGGGAAUAAAAGGACGGCUUCUGGAAGAAUUUCCAGAGAGCAAAGUAUCUUUGCCACAAUUGGAUAGUUCUACUUACCUUCAUGCAAAUUCACACAGACUUGCUUUGGAGGCUGCAAUGCAAGAAAUAUUAGAGUAUAACCAGAAUUUACUUCCAGGCCAUAGAACAAAUCUGCAACAAGCAUUACACCUUGCAAGUUAUCAAUUACAACAAAAACAGCUACAACAACAACGUCAAGCCAAUGCGCUUGCUGAAAAGUUCAGAAAUAUCCCAUUAUUUUUUUCCCCACCACCUGGGACAGCUAGGUUCCAGGACUAUACUAUACCAGGUCAAAAAUCAGGAAACAAGCUGUCACCAAAAAACGUAAAGUAUUGUUAUAUAAACUGUUUCCAUAAAAGUGAUUAUAAUUAUUAUCAGUUACAAAGACAUGUUACAAUGUAUUCAAAACAACAUUGUGUUUUAAGUAAAACACAGUAUUAUAUUAGGUUUUUAUAUAUUUCCUAUGCAGGAUGGGAAACAAAGCAGUUACCACAAAAAGACUACUUCCAAAAGCUUGCAUUAUUAAGACGAAAGAUUUUGGGGCCAGAGAUGAAAGGGGGAGGUCCUUCAGUCACUCAGGAUCAAGAUCAAGAUCAAGAAGAGGACCCAAUUGCUAUUUCUGGAAAAGGAUGCAACCCCUACAAAAAAGUCACCACCUUCCCAGUCAUAAGGCAAAGUUCAAAACAUAAAUGACCUUAUUAAUGUGUUUUUAGAUAUUGAGUCAGUGAUGCAGCCAUCUUAUACAAUUCAUCUUUGCUGAUCUGUGAAAAGGAAACAUGAAAACCUAUGCUGUUGUAUGAAUUUGUUCUGAGAACUUAAUUGUACUGGAACGGCAGUUAAAAUAUAUGAUACCUGAACCACCAAAGCUCUAAUAGUAGUAAUUUUAAAAAAUUGUUUAACAGAUCAUAACUAGGUUGUUUGUGACCAAAGCUACAUACAUUUUUAUUUAGUUAUGGUACAACCAACCCCGUAAUCAGAUGUUUGAAACCAACCAGAUCCUUUGCCCUAGAAUUGAUAACAAAACACAACUACGGUAGAUGUUAGAAGUUACACGACACCAACAGGUAGUGAGUACUGCUGUAAUUCAUGUUAGCUACAGUGCAAAACUUUAGACUAUAUACAUGGUUAGGUAGCCUAGUUAUCAGUCAGUUUCAAGUAUGCUAAGUAGUAGUCUUGGUUCUUUGGGUAUGGAGGAUAACAUCAGCAAUACUGGAUUUUAUGUUCCUGAAAAAUAAAGGUAGCUUCUCCUCCACCCCAUAACAGUGGUGGGAAACCUCUGGUGCAUAGGCCUAAUUAGGGCUGCCAGACCAUUUUGGGCAUACUACACCCAACUUUCCCUGGCCUGACAUCAAAUAUGGUGUCAGAUGUGAUAAAGUUCAAGGUACAGUUAAAAGGAAAAAUCAGGACUACACUCUUAAGUAUGCUCCCAGCUUUUCCUUUGCAUCAAAUGGCUAUGCUUAACUGCCUGGCAUUUGAAUGC
Zootoca vivipara (common lizard) is the source of this 8521-nucleotide messenger RNA. The record is from RefSeq and is a predicted model, not a curated record. NCBI's taxonomy places the organism in Eukaryota, Metazoa, Chordata, Lepidosauria, Squamata, Lacertidae.